Aspergillus luchuensis is the source of this 1095-nucleotide messenger RNA. RefSeq names its product FAD-dependent oxidoreductase. Bases 1 to 1095 code for a protein of 364 amino acids. Gene Ontology annotation, molecular function: FAD binding; D-amino-acid oxidase activity. The record is from RefSeq and is a predicted model, not a curated record. The transcript has 5 exons. NCBI's taxonomy places the organism in Eukaryota, Fungi, Ascomycota, Eurotiomycetes, Eurotiales, Aspergillaceae.
AUGGCGAACAACCGCAUUGUUAUCCUGGGGGCUGGAGUCUCCGGUCUCACCACCGCAUAUCUGCUGUCCCAAGAUGCCUCUAACAGCAUUACUGUUCUAGCCAAGCACAUGCCCGGUGACUACGACAUCGAAUAUACUUCUCCCUGGGCUGGCGCCAACUAUCUUCCUGUGGGCAAGGCGGGAAGCGAUCAUGAGCGAUGGGAACGAAACACCUGGCCCACCCUGAGGGAGCUCACGAAGAACCAUCCCGAAGCGGGCAUCCAUUUCCAAGAAACCAUUGUUUACAACCGUACAAAGGAUCAGGGAUCAGCAACCGGAGAAUGGUUCUCUGAAUUGGUGCAGAAAGACCCAUGGUAUAUGGAAGUUGUUCCUGACUUCCAAGAUAUCCCCGCCGACCAGCUAGCCCCCGGCAUCGACAACGCAUCCAAAUUUACAUCAGUGUGCAUCAACACCGCCGUCUACCUACCCUGGCUAGUCGGCCAAUGCCGGAAAAACGGCGUCGUCUUCAAACGAGCCGUUCUCAAGCACGUAGCAGAUGCAGCAAAUGGCCACCACACCGGCCAAAAGGCCGAUGUGGUCGUCAAUUGCACCGGACUCUCGUCCAAGAAGUUGGGCGGUGUGCUCGAUGACAAGCUCUACCCUGCACGCGGCCAGAUUGUCGUCGUGCGUAAUGACCCUGGUAAGAUGGUGUCUAUUUCCGGCACUGACGACGGCGAGGAUGAGGUCGUUUACAUGAUGACCCGUGCAGCGGGUGGUGGAACUGUCAUUGGAGGUUCGUAUCAAAAGAACCAGUGGGAUCCGCUACCUGAUCCCAACUUGGCUGUUCGAAUCAUGAAGCGGGCAAUAGCUCUAUGCCCGGAGCUGGUCGAGAAGGGGCAGGGUAUCGAAGGUCUGGAUAUCAUCAGACAUGGCGUUGGAUUGCGCCCCCUCCGUGAGGGCGGGCCGCGUAUUGAAGCGGAAAAGGUCGAUGGUGUGUCCGUUGUGCAUAACUAUGGUCAUGGUGGCUUUGGAUAUCAGGCGUCAUUUGGAUGUGCGGAGGAUGCUGUGAAGCUGGUCCAGGAAACGUUGCGCCGCAAGGAUAAAGCGAAGCUGUAG